Messenger RNA from Cephus cinctus (wheat stem sawfly), 1367 nucleotides. Its product is annotated as factor VIII intron 22 protein. The transcript has 7 exons. Gene Ontology annotation, cellular component: early endosome. The record is from RefSeq and is a predicted model, not a curated record. Gene Ontology annotation, molecular function: protein binding. Gene Ontology annotation, biological process: vesicle cytoskeletal trafficking. Bases 139 to 1074 code for a protein of 311 amino acids. Lineage: Eukaryota; Metazoa; Arthropoda; Insecta; Hymenoptera; Cephidae.
AGAGGAUUUAGAGUAUUUUUAUGUGAGAGAUGAAGUCGUAAGAACAGCCUUUAAAUGCGGGCAAACGCCUUCGAACGCAACCGUGUAGUUGUGUCAUGAACUGUGUAGACGGUGUAGACUGAGCUUUAUGUUUUCACUAUGGCUGAUGCUGAUUAUAAUAUUCCACAAAGUAAAGAAUCAAAUGAAAUAUUAAAUACCUAUCGUACCAUAUCCAACAAAUUAAAAAAACGAUUUUUACGAAAGCCCAAUGUUACCGAAGCCAGUGAACAAUUUGCUGCACUGGGGACGCAAUGUGAGCAAAAGGAAUUGUGGCCUUAUGCAGGAUUCUGCUGGCUAGCAGCAGCACGAUGUCAAGCAACACUGGGUAAUAAUAUUGCUGAAACAAAUUUUUUAACAAAAGCAGGAAGACAAUUCCUCAUAGCUGAAAAGAAAGAUGAGGAUAUUGGAUGUUCAUCGAUUGGUCGAGAAAACUUCCAAGCUGCAGUAAGUUGUUUUGGUCAUUCUGCCGCACGUAACAGCCAAUUAGGAUUUGGCAUUAUGUCUGUCAGUUUGGCUAUGGAAUUAGCAGCAGCUUCAGGUCCAAGUACAGCAGGGGUGCAACAUUUAAAAAAAGCUAUUAGUAUGCAUCCUUUUCCUAAAGUUAUUGACACAUUAGUUUCAUACUUCAUUAAACAAGAUGAUUAUGUAGCUGCUUUACAAGCUCUUAAUGCAUUUGUUGAGGUGAUCGAUAACAAUAUUGGUAUUGCAAAUGUUUCUACAGGCAAUUAUGUUGUUGUUUUACACAGAUGUGAAGUAACCAGGGUACUGUUGCUACUGAUACUUCAGCCUACACCUCAAAGAAUUCCACCUUCUUUAGCACAAGUUUUAGAAAAAUACGCUUGGAUUGAGGAUGGUAUAAGUGCUGGUCCAGGGAUGUGCGAAGAUGAAGUUUUGCUAUUACAAUCUUUAGUAUUGGCAUGUCAAUCAAAUGAUUGCCAAGCGCUUUUGGAAUUAGAGGGUGACCUCUGGAUAUAUUUGGAUACCCAACAAAAGGAAUUGUUACGAAAGCUCAUACAAAUUAUGACAACCAGAUGAACUAUAUAAUAAGAUUAAUCAUUUUAUGGUUUAUCCUUUUUAUUAAAUGUUUAACACUGUUACUCGUACAAUAUACAAAGAAGCUAUGGGUUCUAUAAAUGAUAUAAAAUUAUCGCGUGUUGUGCAGAAGUACGUUGUGAACGAAUGAAUAAUAUUAAAUCAUAAAAUAUAAAGUAUAAAAUAAGCAUAUUAUUUCAUUUUCUCAUAGAUUUUCUCCUCAAAGGACUAAGUAUUUAUUUGUACCUGAGCUGAUAAAAAAUACUUCAUAACAAUAAAAAAUUAAUAUUAUUAAU